This is a messenger RNA of Penicillium salamii, 1431 nucleotides long. Lineage: Eukaryota; Fungi; Ascomycota; Eurotiomycetes; Eurotiales; Aspergillaceae. The record is from the annotation of a GenBank genome assembly.
AUGACCACCGGGUUUUUGAGCGUGAAGGGAGACAAGGUUGUGGACGGCGAUGGACACGGCAUUGUUAUGCGAGGAGCUGCCCUCGGAGGAUGGAUGAACAUGGAGAACUUCAUUACAGGAUUCGCGGGACAUGAAGCCCAGCACCGUGAUGCCAUGCGUCGAGUUCUCGGACAACAAAAAUAUGAAUAUUUCUUCGAUAAAUGGCUUGAGUACUUCUUCACCGAAGCAGAUGCAAAGUUCUUCGCAGAUCUCGGAUUGAAUUGUCUGCGUCUACCAUUCAACUACCGCCAUUUUGAGGAUGAUAUGAACCCACGUGUCCUAAAGACAUCGGGAUUCAAGCACCUGGACCGAGUCGUUGAUUUGGUCUGUUUAUAUCGGUACAUGUUUUCACAGGGCAUUUACACUAUCCUGGACAUGCAUGCCGUCCCCGGUGGUCAAAACCCAGACUGGCAUUCCGACAAUCCAACCAGCUAUGCAGCAUUCUGGGACUACAAAGACCACCAAGAUCGCACAGUGUGGCUCUGGGAACAAGUUGCAGCGAGAUACAAAAGCAACCCUUGGGUUGCUGGGUACAACCCUCUCAAUGAACCCUGCGAUCCGGAACACGUGCGACUCCCAGCCUUCUAUACGCGUAUUGAGAAGGCCAUUCGAAAGAUUGAUCCGAAUCACAUACUAUGGCUAGAUGGGAAUACAUUUGCGAUGGAGUGGAAGGGAUUUGACAGCGUGCUGCCGAACUGCGUGUAUGCCAUGCACGAUUACUCGUCCAUGGGAUUCCCGACUGGUGUUCCAUACAAGGGAACAGCAGAUCAGAAAGAGCGCCUAGAGAGUGGAUACCUGCGCAAAGCUCAGUUUAUGAGCCAGAACAGGACUCCGGUCUGGAACGGGGAAUUCGGCCCAGUGUACGCAGACCGUGUCCUCGAUGUCGAUGCAGAAACCGUAAACCAGGAUCGGUACAACCUUCUCGGUGAACAGCUGCGCAUCUAUGACAAGUACAACAUUAGCUGGUCUAUUUGGCUCUACAAGGACAUCGGCCUACAAGGCAUGGUUUACACGGACCCUGAAAGCAAAUGGAACCAAACAUUAAAGCCAUUCCUCGACAAGAAGAAGAGAUUUUGGUUGGAUAAAUGGGGACAGCGACCUGCUUCAGAACCCGAAGCUGCACUGCGGCCCUUGGUCGAUUGGAUUGACAGUGUAAGCCCAACGGCGAAAGACACUUACCCUACAUCCUGGAACACGGAGAUGCAUGUUAUGCGGAAUGUAUUCAACACAUUUUUGGCGGCAUCGUUUGUGAAUGAGUUUGCUGAGUUGUUCCGGGACGCGAGCGAGCAGGAUCUCGAUAAUUUAGCGAGGAGUUUCCAUUUUGAUGUAUGCUUGCAGCGUGAGGGGCUGAAUGAGAUUCUCAAAAGCCAUGCGCAUGCCUCGGGCUUUUGA